Molecule: messenger RNA, 3452 nt
Organism: Symsagittifera roscoffensis
Lineage: Eukaryota; Metazoa; Xenacoelomorpha; Acoela; Convolutidae
Product: integrator complex subunit 2-like
Exons: 1
Coding region: 34-3438 (1134 amino acids)
Biological process (GO): snRNA 3'-end processing
Cellular component (GO): integrator complex
Source: RefSeq, a predicted model, not a curated record
UUAAACAAUAUAUCAGUAAAGUUUUUCAGGUGGAUGAAAAUGGAAACAAGUGUUUUAAAUAUUGACACUAUUUUGUCGGUAACAAAAAACCCAGAUCUUCGAAAAUUUUCUUCAAAUGAUAUAACAUUAGUCUUACCCGUUUUGGUUCGCGCAUGUUAUGGAGGUAAUGUGAAUCGAAGUUUGGCCAAAAAGUUGAAUAGAGAUUCUUAUUUAAACGAGCAAAUAAAUGAUCAGAUGAAAUAUAUACGAUUUAAGCCAGAUCAAGCAGUUAUGGAACGAGUCAGCCGAUUAAAUUUUGAACUUUCUAAACUGCCAAUUAGCGAAAUCUGUGAAAAAUUACGAAAAGAUUCUUCAGCGACUCGUUUAUCUCAGUUUGAACAAAGUGACGAAGUUGCAGAACAAUUGAUUUUUGUUGUUUCUCAAAUUCUUAUGCUAAAGCGACUCCUCUGUCUUGAGAAGGCCUCUUUGCCAGAGGGCUAUAAGUUUCAUCUUUUUCAUACUGAGUCACUCAGAGUUUUGGUUAUCAAUUGCCUUUUUGUGAUACACACCAACCAUGCCUUGAGUGGUUUGAGUUCAAUUUCAGAGUUAGCUCAAAUAAUUUUGAUAACAAAAAGCCCUUGGAUCUUUGUGAAAUCAUUCCUUUUAAAUCUAAGUUUUCUUUACCGAAACUUUCUGGUCGUAGUUAUCCACGUUUCGUUGCCUCCCUACAUCGAAAUCGAUAGGAACUCUUUCAUCCUGAAUCUUUGCAACUUACAAAGUACUUCAGUCGAAUUCUUGAGUAAUUAUAUUGUGGAGUAUAAAGUUAACCCACAUUUACUUUUCGAUCUUUUGAUCCAUAAGUGUAAUAUUGAAAGCACUAUUGAAUAUUUCGAAGUAUUCAUGCAUGAAAUGCUUUUCAGUGAGGCAAAAAGUGAAGUCAAAUUGUGGCUCAGACCGUUUUUGAAACAAUGCUGGAAGAGUAAAACUGCACAUUGUAAUAUGAUUGUAAGUUCUCUUAAAGCUCUGCAUGAAAAGUUCCGCUGUUCAGAAGCAACGGCCGAUGUCAUAAUGAGGGCAACAAGAUUGGUCAAACUAGUGACAGGCUUACGGUUGUUGACUCAAUGGAGACUUGAAAAUGAAAGUGAUCUAGUUGACCUGAUGACCCUAAAACUAAACAACGUUCCAGAAGAAUUGUUCCACUCAUACUGUAAAAUAAUUCUGACAUCAUUGGUUCUCAUUCCACAAUAUAUACUUGAUCAUGCACACGAGAAGCGCUUUUUGGAUUGGUGUAAAUGGAUUUUGUAUUGUCACGGUAGCUCAGACAAUCUGAAACAGGCACCUCAUAUCGAAACUUUACUCAACAUUGGUAUUCACUUUCUGCACAAUAGGGAUUCAGAGCUAGAAAAUUUAGUCAGUUCGGUUUACGGAAUACCUAUCAAUCUUAAAACUGACAAUUUCAACAGAAUCCGCGUUUUCUUUACUCAAUUAGUUUUGAGCGAAAAUGAAACGGCAAUUAUUUGCUCCAAAUUGCCUGUAACCAGUGAAAUGUGCAGUAAACUUGUUUCCAAUGACUUUUCUUACUUGCCGAUUGAUUGCUUCUGUAAUUUGAUGGCCAAAAAUUCGUUUGAGAAGAAUCAUGUCUCGGUAUCCAAGUGGAUUUUUGCUCAGACUGUUAAUUGUAAAUUUCCUCUCCAUAAAUCAAUGAUUGAGCUGCUUGAUAAUUUCAUCAACAGCGUUGUGAAUCCAUGUUCACCAGAUGAGUUCCAAGAAGUUCCUUUUGCUGAGAAGGAAAUCUCAACUUUGUUCAUUCAGCCGUUUGAUACUGCAAAGUGUGAAAAGCUGUUUGCUUGUCAAACUUUAAUGGUUUACUAUCUAUUAGCUUACAGACUUGCUGUGCUCAAUGCGGCUAAAUAUAAUGCAACCUUCAAUGUUCAGCCCAACAGAUUUGGCGCUCUUUCGAACUCAAGACAAAAGAAAUUGUCUGAUUUGCAAUACUCAGAGAAGCUAAUAGAAAUGAUUCCGAUACGUUUCAUCAUUAAAAAAGCAGAAAAAUUUCAAACGAAGAUGUCAGUGCUGUAUUCCAAGCUAUUGAAGCUCGCUUAUAACCAGUAUCCACAAUUAUUCCAACUGAACAGUUCAGUUUCCUUGAAAUGGUUUUUCGAAAAUAGCGAUCAUAAUGGAAAAGUAGCAUCUAAAAAAUUAUCCUUAACUUUAUUUGACAGUGAGCAAACACCACUCCCGACAGCUCCGAAGCUUAUGUUCGUUUUCGAAAAACCUGUUAAACAUAGUCAAGACUGCAUAAGAAGCCUACUUUCUAUGCUAUCAAUGACAGAAAAUGACGCUUCAAACAUGCUAGAUGCGUUUGUUUCAGUUCUACCGAGUCUAUUAAAGCCGAAUGUUGCUCUCAGGAUUCAUAAUUUAGUAUUGGAUGUCUGGAACUGUUUCAACGCUUGUUUGCCGAGACUUCUGUGGAUGAAGACAGUUAAUGUUUUAAUAUCGAACUCAAAUAUCCCAGCGAAGUAUACAAUCUCUGAUCUUACUUGCGAUCCUCUGCUUGUCUUGAAAUGUGAUGAAAAAGUCUUUAGAUAUCCAACGCUUUUGACGAUUGUCAUUCGGGUACUUUCUGCUUUUUUGGUUGCGUCUAGAGUCCAUUUGUCUCACCAGAUUUCGCUUUCCUCUGGUGAUAACUCACUAAACAUGGGAGCUAUUAAAGACCAAGAGAAGGAAGACCUAAGAGCAGCUCUUAUUUCCACUCAGGAAUCCACUGCGGUUCAAAUGAUUUUAGAAAUCUGUUUGCCCAAAAACGAAAGUGAAAAAUUUGAAAACCAUAGUCAAUCAGAAAACAGCCACGAUCGCCUGAAUUUGCGAGAAAUACAAGGUAUUGUCUGCAGUCAAAUACAUCAGAUGUUUCUAGAAGAUUCAAAUAUUAUAAAGUUACUUCAUUUCCAAGGAUAUGAUCACCAGCUGUUAGCUGUUACAACACAAGGAAUACCAUCUAUGCAUUGCUGUUUUGAUUUUCUGCCCGAGUUGCUUAAUCAACCUCACAGAGAGCAGCAGAUUUUUGCGAUCGAUCUUGUUUCUCAUCUUGUUGGUUUGUACACAAUUCCCAAAGCGUACUCGAUAGCUCAGCUCACAAUUUCAGUAAUGUCAACCGUAGUCGAAGUUCUCCCGAAACAUGAAAUAAGUUCGUAUUUCAAGUAUCUUAUUCCGGCUUUAGGAAGGAUUGGGAAAGCUUUUCCACCGUUGUGCAAAGAUGUUUCUUCGGUGCUUUUUCGAGUAGCUGAAAUAUGCUGGUCUGCUCUGGGAGCCGAAAAAUCACAAUUCAGUCUAUACGAAGAUUUCAGUGAAGACAAUGAAAAUAAUAAGUUUGCAAAUGAGCCGUUGUUUGAAACUUUAACUGAAUGUAGAAAUAUCUUCGCAACUAUUGCUUCAGACUGUUUGGUUUAUAAACUCUAUUGAAAUUUAAAAAGUAA